GUCCUGCAGGGAUUUCUGUCUCGGUCCUACCAUCCUACCAGGGUUUCUGUCUUGGUCCUCCCGUCCUGCUGGGGUCGCUGUUCCCAGUCCUCCCUUCCUGCCGGGGUUUCUGUCUCGGUCCUCUCGUCUAGCCAGGCUCGCUGUCUCCCAGGGUCACUGUCUGUGUUCUCCCGUCCUGCCGGGAUCGCUGUUCCCAGUCCUCCCUUCCUCCCGGGGUCGCUAUCUGGGUCCUGUCGGGGUCGCUGUUGCGGGUUCUCUGUGUUUGAGUUGUGGCGGGACUGUGGUAGUGGGUGGUGAUUGGUGGCGAUGGCUAUGGUGGUAGGAGAGAUGGAGGGCUCCGGCUUACGGCUGGUUUCCUGGAACGUGAACGGGAUCCGGGCGCGGGGUAAGCGGCUGCAGUCUAUGCUGCAGCGACUCGGAGCCGAAAUCAUCUGUCUCCAGGAGACCCGAGUAACACGGGAGUUACUGGAUGAACCAACUGCCAUUGUUGACGGUUUCAACUCGUAUUUCAGCUACAGCCGACAUCGACGUGGAUACUCAGGUGUUGCUACCUUUUGUACAGACAAUGCUGUGCCAUUUGCUGCAGAAGAAGGUCUGUCAGGAAUCUUGGCCAAUCCUGCUUCAAAUGCCCUGGAAGGAUUUUCAGAUAAGGAAUUGAAAGAGUUGGAUAGUGAAGGCCGAGCCUUGAUCACAAAACAUCGAGUCAGAACAUGUGAAGAGAAGGAAAUAAUGUUGACAGUGAUUAAUGUGUACUGUCCCCGUGCGGAUCCUGAGAUGGAGGACCGUCACCAUUACAAGUUGCGUUUCUAUCAACUGUUGGAGGCGAGGGCACAGGCUUUGCUGCAGGACGGAGGGAAUGUGAUUGUCCUGGGAGAUCUGAACACUGCACACAGGCCCAUCGACCACUGUCAACCAGGCGAUCUGAAUCAAUUCAGUGAGUAUCCAGAUCGUGUGUGGAUGGACAAGUUCCUGUCCUGUGCCUCUGAUCAGUCGCAAUUAGAUGAAAUCAAUCAAAAUUCUGACAGCAAACCAGGACUGGGCAUGAGAGAGAAGAGCGGGUAUGGGCUUUUUGUGGAUACGUUCCGUUUCUUCCAUCCAACAGAGAAAGAAGCUUAUACCUGUUGGCGAACAAGUACAGGAGCUCGCAAAACAAACUAUGGGACAAGGAUUGAUUACAUCUUUGUGAACAAAUCCCUGGCAGAAACUGAAUUGGAGAACUGCAUCCUGAUGCCGGAGAUUGAAGGAUCAGAUCAUUGCCCAGUCAAAGUGUUUUUAAAGAGCCAUUGUGUCCCAGCCACUAAAUGUCCUCCACUUUGCACCAAAUACAUGCCAGAAUUCGCUGGUCAACAACAAAAACUUUCCAAAUUCCUGGUAAAUAUUCAGGAAAAUCAAAGCAGAUUGGAUUUCCAGAAUUAUGCAGAAACUAAUCAGAAUUCUAAGUUGAAUCCCCAGACAAAAAAAGCGAAGCUGGAUCAAAGACAAACGGGAAAAGGUUUAAUGAGAAAGAAAGGAAAAAAUGGUCGAAGCAAUUCUCAUCUCUCGAGAAAUUUACUGCAGUUUUUCAAACCAGCUGACACUAAUCCAGCUUCCAAGUUGAAAACAUGUGAUGAUGUGGGUCUCUUUAAUAAAACUGCUCUCACUGUCACUGGGCAACAGCAAGCCGAUAGCAAGGAAAUUAAACAGGACAUCCAGAUAGAGAAUACACAAAGUUCAUCACAAGCUGUUUUUUGGAAGUCAUUACUGAAAGGACAGCCUCCUCCCCCAAACUGUUCUGGGCAUCGCGAACCAUGUCUGCUACGUGUUGUCAGGAAACCUGGGCCUAAUCAAGGCAGGCAGUUCUAUAUCUGUCCACGCCCUGAAGGGUCUGUCUCAAACCCUGAAUCGAGAUGUAACUUUUUCCGCUGGGUGAACACAAGAAACUGAAUGCAAUAACAUGGAGGGCAGGCUGGUAGAGUCAAGCAGUGGGGAAGAAAUGGAGGCACUGAGAGAGAGUGGAGGAGGAAGGGAAGUACUGACACAGGUGAGGGAGAUAUUGGGGAUAAGAGUGACUGGGAAAGAGAGGGAAAGUGGCAGAAAGAGAAAUGAACCUGGGGAGGGAGGCGUAGCAAAAUGGGGACCGUAGGAAUAGUGGGUUGAGGAGAGCAUCCCUACGUUUGCAGUGGGCACACAGAGGGGGGGAUGAGGUUAGAAAGUGCUCCAAUGUUCAAACGUUCAGUGAAUUACCAUUUGCUGUCAGUCUAUAUUUGUUUUUCUUUUUAUAAAAAUAAUAAAUUUUAAUAAAAAAUAUGGAUUUGAGCAGCAGGAACCUAAGCAGUCUUACAUUUUGGAGAGAGAAACAGUUAAUCUUUUGGGACCCAAUAUGACUUCAUUUAAAUUCUGAAGAAGAGUCGCUGGACUGAGAGGUAACUUACUCUCCAUGGAUGCUGGAAGAUCUGUUGCAUUCCUCCACCAUUUUGUUUUUAUUUUAGAUCUCCAGCAUCCACAAUACUUUGCUUUUAUUUACGUGUUUGUUCUGACUGACAGGAGGUAUUCCUUAGUAAUCAAGCCCAAAUUCUCCAAUAGUCUCACCUUUAGUAUAAACGUUGAUGCAGUCAAUAAAAUGGCUAACUGAUCCUCUUUGUGCUACUAUUGAGAACAAAGUGACUUUCACCUAGUUAUUCGACCCCAAAUUAACCCAUUUAUUAUAAACAAAACUUAUUCUUAAAGGUGACAAAAUUGGUUAACAGUGAAAUAGUAUCCAGACUUAGAACUACAGAGGAACCUCUAUUAUCUGAAUGAGAUGGAAGGGCACAAUUCAGAUA
This is a messenger RNA of Chiloscyllium plagiosum (whitespotted bambooshark), 2801 nucleotides long. RefSeq names its product apurinic/apyrimidinic endodeoxyribonuclease 2 (gene apex2). The record is from RefSeq and is a predicted model, not a curated record. Gene Ontology annotation, molecular function: zinc ion binding; double-stranded DNA 3'-5' DNA exonuclease activity; phosphoric diester hydrolase activity. NCBI's taxonomy places the organism in Eukaryota, Metazoa, Chordata, Chondrichthyes, Orectolobiformes, Hemiscylliidae. Gene Ontology annotation, cellular component: nucleus. Gene Ontology annotation, biological process: base-excision repair.